UCACAUCGGCUUAGACCUGAUAACCCUCCCACACCUUUAUUUCCCAAUCGGAACCUAAUCGCGUGCAGUCAUCUGUGCUCUUGUCGUCUUUCUUCUCUUCUCCCACCUCUUUCACUCUGACCACGUGCACCAUGACUAUCCAAAUUGAGCCCUCCGAGUUGGGCUUCAAGCGUCCCUUCAACCAUGAGGUAUGCCAGGUUCUCCGCCUGAGCAACCCGAACGAGGAAUCUGUGGUCUUCAAGGUCAAAACCACCGCUCCUAAGCAUUACUGUGUGCGACCUAACUCCGGCCACAUCGAGCCGGGCAAGACUGUCGAAGUCCAAGUGUUGCUUCAGGCUAUGAAGGAGGACCCUGCCCCGGAUGCCAAGUGCAAGGAUAAGUUCCUGGUCCAGGCAGUCCCGGUCUCCCGUGGUUUGGAGGAUGCCAGCGUUGGCCAGAUUUUUGACCAAACCCCCAAGGCCGACGUGGUUGAGCGCAAGAUCCGAGUUGUCUACCUAGCCACAGAUGCCACAGAUGCCAACGACUCGGUCCAUGACGAGGAAGCUCCAGCGUACACUUCUCCUGGCGGCGCAAACUUCCAGACCCCCGCCCCCAAGAAGAUCGACUCCGAUGAACCCUCCCCAAUCCCUGCACCCGAUUUCUCCGAGAAGAAGUCCCAGUCUCCCCAACGUGAGCCGGCAUCUGUCAUUUCAAACGCCAGAUCCGCCGUCGUCAAUGCCCUUCCCUCAAGCGAUGAACUCAAGUCCCAGCUGUCCGAAGCCAACGCACAGAUCCAGCGGCUGAAGGACCGACUUGCAGACCAAGGACUGCGGCAGCGGAAGACCGGCGGAGAGGCUACCGGCAAGGCUGUGCCUGCUACCAUGCAGCAGUCACAUGCGCCAACGGCCGGUGGAGUUUCGAUCCAGGGUGUAGCAUGCCUCUGCCUGCUCAGCUUCUUGAUCGCAUACUUCUUCUUCUAAUCUGGUCUUCUGUUUGUCGCUUAUCUCACGGUCUAUCUGGCUUCAUUGCGCCUACUCUCCGUUUGCCCAAUGCCUCCGGUCUAACGUCGCUGACGCCUCUCCCAAAUUCCCAUCUACUUUUUGUCUCUUGAAGAGCAUGCCGUUUUCUAUCUGUUCUAGCAUCAGCCUUUUUCUGCGUCUGCUUUGAGUUUUCUCCCCAGUAUCAAUAUUCUACUUUCAUGUUGUCUCUCCGGACUUCCAAACCCCCCCCUGAGGCCGGACAUCUGUCUCAUCUUCUUCUUUGUUGUUGCUUUCCUUUAUUUCUUUCUUUGCCCUUCCUGUCUUGUCUAAUAUCGUUUUAUGAUGCCCAGGUGAACGGACUCAGCCUCUCGAUUCGUUUCUCUUUGUUUCAUAAACCAUUCUCGAGCUCGGGAUAAUCCAUGUGAUUGCUACUAGAGCUAGGUCCGUUUCGUACAUAGUUGGGGACUUCUUCUCCCUCUUCCGGUAAUUGGUUGAUUGCAGUCAUUCGGUCCUGUCUUUGCACCUUACAUGGUUUUAUGGACACAGCAACCGGAAAUGAC
Molecule: messenger RNA, 1519 nt
Organism: Penicillium samsonianum
Lineage: Eukaryota; Fungi; Ascomycota; Eurotiomycetes; Eurotiales; Aspergillaceae
Exons: 7
Coding region: 132-959 (275 amino acids)
Biological process (GO): endoplasmic reticulum membrane organization
Cellular component (GO): endoplasmic reticulum membrane; plasma membrane
Molecular function (GO): FFAT motif binding
Source: RefSeq, a predicted model, not a curated record